Messenger RNA from Poecilia latipinna (sailfin molly), 7862 nucleotides. Its product is annotated as neurogenic locus notch homolog protein 1-like. The transcript has 51 exons. Lineage: Eukaryota; Metazoa; Chordata; Actinopteri; Cyprinodontiformes; Poeciliidae. The record is from RefSeq and is a predicted model, not a curated record. The annotation marks the transcript as partial.
GUUUAGACAUCUAGAUAUGAUGUGCUUGGCGAGGGCUAUGUGUUUGCUGUGUGUUUUAGCUCCUGGGAUUUUUCUGCUGCUCAUGCAACCUGGAGCUGCUUCAGUCCCAGAGGGGAGUGCAGAUCUUAUUCUCAGUGAUGAAGUGUAUGUUGGUGUGUGUCCAGAAGGAAAGUACUUCAACCAGCAGCUUUGUUUGGAUUGUCCUUCUGGUCACUUUUGCCCUGGAAAUGUAUCUGCACCUAAUCGAUGUCCAGCAGGAACAUUCAACCUCUACACAGGGAAAACCAGCAUCGAUGACUGCAAGCCUUGUAUUCCAGGCCUGAUCAGUUCAGAGGACAGAGUGGAUUGCCGGCUGUGUCCUGCAGGCUUUUCAUGUGACGUCACCAAUGGAACACUUUAUUUAUGCCCAGCAGGACAACAUUCACCCGAAGGGGUCCUACAGUGUCUGACCUGCCCUUUUGAUUCUGUUUGCAAGUUUGGGCUUCCUUAUAAGUGUGCACCUGGAAAGGAGCCCGACGUGGACCACACCGAAUGUAUUGACUGUUUCCCGGGUUUUUACUCCACUGUUUGUACGGCUCUGUGUCUACAGUGUCCCGCAGGAAAUUACUGUCCAGACAGUGGGAUGUCACAGCCGCUUCCCUGUCCUGCUGGUUGGACCUCCACACCUGGACAGACUUCCUGCCGUAGGUGUAAUGAUACAUCCUUGCUGUGUGGGGGCGCUGUGGCUCCCCGCUGGAGCCAGUUUGUGCACAGAUCUGGUCAAGCCAACACCUGUAGAGCGGGAACCUACAAACCUGUAAAAGAAGAUGGAGAUUGUAUUGCCUGUCCAAAAGGUCAUUAUUGUGUGGGAGGUGUGGCUUUACCCUGUCCUGCAGGGAGUUAUGGUCCUAAAGAAGGUCUGCAGAGACUGAAAGACUGUGCAAUCUGCCCUGCCGGGUUUUACUGUCUGGAAGGGAGCUCACAGAGACCCACCUCCCAGUUCAUGUGCCCACAGGGCUAUUACUGUGAAGAGGGCACCGCCACCCCUCAUGGGUCACCUUGUCCUGCUGGUACAUCAGGGGAACAACUGGGUCAGACAAGUAGGGCAGCCUGUAAAAGAUGCAAAGAGGGACGCUUCUGUCCCGCAGGGUCUUCAGGUGCAGGUUUGCCCUGUGCUAGAGGAAGGUUCUGUCCAGCUGGCACAGUGGAGGAAGUGACUUGUCCAUCAGGCACCUUCACCCCUCACCAAGGAGCGAUAAGUGUGAAGGAUUGUCUUAAAUGUCCGCCUGGUUUCUACUGUCCAAAGAGGACCAGCGACCCGAUGCCCUGUCCAGCAGGGUUCUUCAACCCCUUAGAGGGGCAGGAUGAGGUGGCCGAUUGCAGAGAAUGCUACCCGGGGAAGGCCUGUACACAGAUAGCGCUAAAGGCUCCAGAUGUAGACUGCAUGCCUGGGUUCGUGUGUCCUCCUGGCUCAUCAAAACCCAACGCACCAGCCAACGCCUGCCCUCCGGGAGCGUUUAGCAAUCGCAUCAACCUUACUGACCGCUCACAGUGUCAGCUGUGCCCAGCACAAUACGCCUGUCUGAGAGGAACUGGUGGUAUUCAAAGGCCGCCACUUCUUUGUUUCGCUGGACAUUAUUGUCCCCCUGGAACGAUGUUUCCCACGCAGUACAAGUGUCCAGUGGGGACAUGGAGCAGUCAGAGCGGGCUGGAGGCUGAAGCAGAGUGCCAGCCGUGCCCUCGAGGUUGGUACUGCCUGGCUGGGUCUGCAGCGCCAUCAGGCCGAUGCAACUCUGGACACUACUGUCCUGAAGGGACGGCAUAUGGCACCCAGCACCCUUGCCCUGCAGGAACCUACAGCAUCCAAAUGGGCAACAGAUACAGGGAGGACUGCUUGACUUGUCCCGAAGGGUCAUUCUGUCAGCUGGGGACCUCCAAACCCUCACCUUGCCCUCCCUCCUCAUUUCGCCGCCUGAAAGGAGGUCGAAGGCUGGAGGACUGCUCCCCUUGCCCUGCUGGCUAUUUUUGUCCCUACUCAGCCACUAUCAACCCGAGAGUCUGCGGAGCUGGCAGCUACUCUGAUGAGGGCUCUGUGGAGUGCUCUCCGUGCCUACAGGGGCAUUACUGCAGUAACGAGACCACCAGCGAGGAGGCCAUGCUGAGUGUCAUGGUGUGCCCACCUGGUUUCCUCUGCUCUCAGGGUUUGGCCAGAGACCCUCAGAGAUCAGCCACGCUCUGCCCUCGAGGUUUCUACUGUCCCGGAGGAGGCAUUGACCCAAACCCCAUUCCAUGCCCCAACGGGACGUACAGUUCGUCUCCUGGUCUGCGUGACGUGUCUCAGUGUGUCCAGUGUCCCGAGGGGAAGUAUUGUUACACCCAGCAGCCUCAGGAGCAGCCUAUCACCAGGCCUACAGAGCCAUGUCCUGAUGGGCACUAUUGCCCCCCAGGGACCGGCCACCCCUACACGUACCCCUGUCAGGUUGGCAAGUUCAGGAACAACACGCAUGGUCACACUGGAGAAGUCUGCAUUUCAUGUCCAUCCGGGCAUUUCUGCAGCCAACUGGGAAUGGAUCUGCCUUUACUCUGCCCUCAGGGGUCUUACUGUCCAGACGGCACCUCUACUCCUAAGCCUUGUCCCGAGGGAACCUACAGCUCGCACUCUGCUCUCAGUGAGCUCUCACAGUGUGCCCCUUGUGGCGGUGGACAGUAUUGCAGCGGUGUUGGACUGACAAAGCCUUCUGGAAGCUGCAAAGAACGUUUCUACUGCAGAGUGGGAGCUAAAUCUGCAACUCCAGCUGAUGGGCCAACAGGAGGUUUAUGUCCCCCUGGAGGCUACUGUCCUCUGGCUUCAACCUCUCCCAUCCCCUGUCCGUCUGGCACUUUCAGCAACAGCUCUGGCCUCAGCAGCCCUGAGGAGUGUGUUAGCUGUCCCCCUGGUUUUUAUUGUUUAGGCUCCAACAAUACCUCACCUUCAGGACGUUGUUUUCCUGGUUUCUACUGUGCUGGGGGGUCUUCAUCACCAAUUCAGAAUGAAGUAGAAGAAGGCUUUUAUUCCUUGGUAGGAGCAGCCAGGCCAGAGCCAUGUCCUUUAGGCACUUUUCAGCCGCGUCGAGGUGCAGGUUCAUGUGUGGCAUGUCAGGGAGGCAGGCUGUGCAAUCGAACAGGCUUGUCCCAUCCACCAGUCUGCCCCACAGGACACUACUGUCCUCCUGGUUCCUCUGCUGCACGGCCCUGUCCUUCGGGCACUUACUCUGACCAGCUAAGUGGUGAGGAUGUGAAGCAUUGUCGACCAUGUGAAGCAGGUUCAUUCUGCAGCAGAGCCAGCCUCUCCAAGCCUCAGGGUCUCUGUGACCCGGGUCACUACUGCACUUCUGGAGCCACCACAAGCUCCCCUGUAGCUGUUGCUACUGGUGACGUAUGUCCUGCAGGAUACUUCUGUCUGCGGGGGACAAAGUUCCCGCAGCAGCAUCCCUGUCCUGUAGGGACAUGGAGUAUCUCAGUGGGAGGCCAGAACCUGUCCUCCUGUUGGGCCUGCCCACCCGGAUUCUACUGCAACAACACUGGACUCAGUCAGCCGUCAGGAUUAUGCGACACAGGUUAUUACUGUUCAGGAGGAGCAAAGUUUUCAAAGCCAUCUGAUGGUUUAACUGGGGACAUUUGUCCAGCUGGACACUAUUGUCCCUUAGGGUCAGCUUUUCCAAUCCCUUGCCCUGAUGGGACUUACUCAAACAGUACAGGGUCAGAAAUGUGUGAUGAGUGUCCAUCGGGGACAUAUUGUCUGUCUGGAGAAGGCGUCCAGCCAUGUCCAGUGGGUCACUACUGUCUUGGUGGGGGGGUGGAAGGCAUCUUGCCUUGCCCGCCUGGCACAUUCAGCCCUCGGUUUGGUCUUCGUCGGGUAGAGCAGUGCCUCGUUUGUCCAGCAGGUUUCUUUUGUGAUGACUGGGGCCUGUUUGAACCUACUGGACUCUGUCAGUCUGGGUACUACUGCAUAGCAGGUGUGAACUUUGAGAAUCCCGAUGGGAACUUCAGCACGGGAAUCGGAGGAGCAUGUCCGCAGGGAAGCUAUUGUCCCGAGGGCACCAGUCUUCCUCUGCCCUGUCCACCUGGCACUUACUCUGACAGACUUUAUCUGACAGAAGCCUCUGGCUGCAGUCCAUGUCCAGCAGGUCAAUACUGUGGCACCACAGGACUCACUCGUCCAUCUGGUCUGUGUCAGGCAGGAUCCUAUUGUCCAGGUGGAGACACAGCAAGCACAGGCUCUGAAGGAGGACUUUGUCCAUCAAGUCAUUAUUGUCCUGAGGGGAGCUUCAGCCCAGUGGCAUGCCCAGCUGGAACCUACAGCAACCUCACAGGUCAGGCGGCGUGUUCGCGCUGCCCGGCAGGAUAUUACUGCCCGGAAAAGACUGACAACUUCUCCAAGUUCCCCUGUCCCCCUGGGUUCUACUGUCCUGAUGGAACUAAGCAUGCCACCCAGUUUCCUUGUCCUCGUGGAUACUACAACCCAGAGCCCAUGACUCAGAGUCUGGACAGCUGCCUGCCUUGUCCUCCAGGACACUACUGUGAGAAGGAGCGGCUGACCAAAGUGUCUGGAAAAUGCAAGGCUGGUUGGUUCUGUGUGUCCGCAGCGUGGAACUCGCAGCCCUUUGACCUUGAUAAUUACACAAAUGCCAACUGCCUGUGCCCAGCUACAUCCACGGGGGGGCGCUGUCAAGUUGGCUUUUACUGUCCUCUGGGAAGCUCUGAGCCUGUACCCUGUCCUCCGGGAACCUUCUGCAAUAAAUCAGGUUUAGCUUUGCCAGUGGGGCCGUGCUCUCCCGGGUAUUACUGUGUUCAAGGAGCCACUGAGAGCAGACCAACCGAUGGGAUAACAGGCAACAUCUGCCCUCCUGGGACGUUCUGCGCGGAAGGAUCAGGACAGCCAGAGUUGUGUCCACCUGGACGCUUCUCCUCUGUGUCUGGUCUGACUAAUGAGGCUAGCUGUCAGCCAUGUACGGCCGGAUUCUACUGUGGAGAAGCGGGACUUAGGACUCCUACUGGACCUUGCAGCCAAGGAUAUUGGUGUCCUCCUGGUCAGAGUGUUGCAACAGCUCUGCCGUGUCCUUCUGGUCAUUUCUGCUUAGAGGGGAGUUUAGCUCCAGAGCCCUGUCCUUCAGGAACAUACCAGGACAGAGACAAACAGGGAUCAUGCAUCAUCUGUGACGCUGGGUACUACUGUGACUUGAGACUGGGUCCUGUCAAUGCCUCCUCUCCCAGGCCCUGCCCUACAGGGCAUUACUGCCCUGCAGGUACAGCCCUGGCCAACCAAUACCCCUGCCCCAUUGGCUCCUUCAACCCAAGUGAGCGAACAAGCAGCCCAGCAGGGUGCAUCCCCUGUCCUGCUGGACACUACUGUCCUUCCAUUGGACUGUCAGAGCCAACAGGACCUUGUCAUGCUGGAUAUUUCUGCAAGCUUGGGGCGUCUUCUCCUUCCCCCCAGGAUGGAUUCUCAGGCUCCUUGUGCCCACCUGGUCACUUUUGCCCCUCAGGCGCCGGAUCCCCCAAAGCCUGCCCAGUGGGAAGUUUGUCAAACAGCUCAGGCUUGCAUAGACCGGAUGAUUGUAAAGCGUGUUUGGGGGGAUUUUACUGUGACUCUGCUGGCCUCACUAAGCCCAGCGGCUUCUGCAGUAAAGGAUAUUACUGCAUAGAGGGUGCUGUCACAUCAACCCCCAGUGAUGGGAUUUCAGGAGGACCCUGUCCUGAGGGUCACUACUGCCCCGAGGGAACUGUUGAACCUUUGCCCUGCAAUCCAGGGACUUAUGUGGCUGUAACACAUGCGAUUCAGUGUGAGCUUUGUCUCCCAGGCUGGUUUUGUGUGUCUGGCUCUCUGUACCUCUGUCCUGAAGGAUUUUAUUGUCCUGAAGGGACGGGAUUUGCCCUGAGAAGUUGUCCAGAAGGAACCUACGGUCCAGAUCCUGGUUAUUGGUCUGUCUCCCAGUGCAGACAAUGCGACGGAGGCCAUUACUGUUCUUCCAGAAAUGCCACAGCUGUCACUGGACCGUGCCAGGAAGGAUAUUACUGUUCACAUGGAAACGUCUCUCCACAGCCUCUUUCACAGGCUGCAGAAGGAGGACCUUGUCCUGUUGGACACUACUGUCCUCAGGCCACCAUCCAUCCUCAGCCCUGUCCACCUGGAACAUUCUCCAACAUCACCAGAGUGGCCUCCGAGGAAGAUUGUCAGCCAUGUUUCCCAGGUCACUACUGUGACUCAGCGGGGCUCUCGGCACCUUCGGGAAAAUGCUGGGAAGGCUUUUUCUGUGUGGAGGGUGCAGAUCGUCCUGACCCUCCUCUUAAGGACGACCGUGGAGGUCCAUGCCCAAAAGGUUAUUACUGUUCAGAGGGUUCUGCAGCUCCUCAGCGCUGCCCCCCGGGAACCAUCAGCACAGAAGACGGCCAAGCCAGCUGCAGUGUCUGUCCCCAGGGAUUUUAUUGCCCUGGCAAAAGUACCACAUCUCUGCUGGGCAGUUUUGAGUGUCCGCCGGGUCAUUACUGCCCGACCGGAACCCGGUCCAAAUACCAGUUCCCGUGUCCAGCUGGAAGUUUCAAUCCUCGCACUCGGAUGACAAAACCCCUGGACUGCCUGCCAUGCCCUCCAGGCUCAUUCUGUGCGACUCCUGGCAAAGACGUCGCAUCCGGCCUGUGUGAUGCAGGUUACUACUGUGUCUCUGGUGCUCGUUCGCCCACACCAGAGGACGGAGGGAUGACGGGUGAUAGAUGUCCUGAAGGACAUUACUGCUCUCAAGGCUCCUCGGCUCCGCUUCCCUGUCCUGCAGGGCAUUACAGCAACAAGAGCAGAAACAGUCAUAUCUCUGACUGCCUACCUUGUCCUCCAGGUUUUCUGUGUGUCAGCAGAGGGCUCUCUUUCCCUCCCCAUGUCUGUCCAGCAGGCUUUUACUGUCCAGGCACAGAAAACGGCAGCCUGCAGAACUCUAUGACCUGCUCACCAGGAAGCGAGUGCCCACCUGGAUCUGAUAGACAGGUGCCCUGUUUGCCUGGGACAUAUCAGAAUUUGCCGGGUCAGGCAGACUGUAUUGAAUGUCCUGCAGGAUUUUUCUGUCCUGGCAUGGUCAGCGCAGACGUUGACCAGGUGACUGGAACUUCCACUCCUGUUCCUUGUCCUAAAGGACAUUACUGCCCACCUGGAACCCAGACUGGUGUGGCGUUCCCAUGCCCAGCUGGCACUUUCAGCAGCCAGAUGGGAUUGUCCAAUAAGUUCGAUUGUGAGCCCUGCCCCCCUGGGAGAUAUUGCAGUUCUUCAGGCCUGGCUACUCCCUCAGGGUUCUGCUCUCCUGGUUACCUCUGUGUCCAAGGUUCUCUUUCGGCCCAGCCAGAGGAGGGUCCAACAGGACGGCGGUGCUCUGCAGGGUCCUACUGCCCACAGAGCACAAGCUACAUGGUUCCUUGCCCUGCAGGCACCUUUAGCUCCAUAGAUGGUGCAGUGUCUAUAGAGGCAUGUCAGCCCUGUUUGCCUGGCCACUACUGCGCUAAGCCUGGAGCAUCUUCCCCGUCUGGACCGUGCAAUCCUGGUUUCUACUGCAGAGAGGGAUCACAAGCUGCAUCGCCUUUGAGAAAUAUGACUGGUGAAGUGAAAUCUUCAGCCAGAUUUGAUGGCGAUUCAGUCCAUGGGGACGUGUGUCCUGCGGGACACUACUGUCCAAAAGGCAGCGCAAAGCCAAGCCCUUGUCCUCCAGGUACUUUCUUGGGGAGGACUGCUGCUCACUCCGAGGACGAUUGUGAAGCUUGCCAGCGAGGGUUCUACUGCCCGUCAUGGGCUCAGACGUCGGUGGACCUCAUCUGUCCCCCGGGAUGGUUCUGUCCAACAGGAUCGCCGUCUGGACAUCAGCCAG